AUGUCCUCCAACAUGCUUUACGGGAUUAUAUUGGCAGCCUACUCUGCCCAUUCCAACUCCCACCACUCCUACAACGACCGACAAUCCUCCGAGGAUUUCCCAUCAACACUGAAUACGCACAAUGGGGCGAGGAUGCCAGCAAUGCCCAGUGAGCUCGCAAAGCAACGGGUAGCAAGUCUACCUCGCAGAUCAGAGCUGCUGGCACUGGACACAUAUGACCAGGACCCGUCUGCUAUUGUUGCAAAACAGCAAAGCGCUGUCAUGGUCUUUGCGAGCGAAUGCGGUGAGCUGCGGAAAGGACUGCUGGAGGCUCUCAGCGCGCCUACAGGUUCUGCUCAGUAGUUGCAGAUAUGGUUGUAAUCCUCGUAUACUUUGUUUAGUCAUGACAAAGCUGCAGACUAGCAUCGAAUGCCUCCCAUUGUUUCGAGGGCCGCAGGCAAUAAUGAGGAAGUUCAGUUUCUCUGAGCACUGGGCUGUCAGUUGAGCAGAA
This is a messenger RNA of Macroventuria anomochaeta, 490 nucleotides long. RefSeq lists its product as uncharacterized. The coding region runs from base 1 to 342 and encodes 113 amino acids. The record is from RefSeq and is a predicted model, not a curated record. The transcript has a single exon. Lineage: Eukaryota; Fungi; Ascomycota; Dothideomycetes; Pleosporales; Didymellaceae.